AUGUCUUCUAACACGAAUGCAACGACUUUACCGGCAUCAGCACGGCCUGUAACAAAUGCACGAAAUUCUAAUGGCUCUUGGAGAGCCAGUUCUUCACAAAACUUAAACAAUAACGCUCUCAGUGAAGAAAUGACAUAUUUUUCAACUAGUGACGAUUCAUUAGAUCCCGAUCGACAAAAGAAAUUAGAAGAAAGUAUAAAAACGUCAAAUCCACAUCCGUUGGCAAAUAAGUGGACCUUUUAUCUUUUCAAAAAGGUGAUUGAUCCUUUUUCAAAUACAAAUCGCUUAGAGGAAUAUGAAGAAAACUUAAAAAGAGUCGCUACGGUAUCUACUGUUCAGAAUUUCUGGGCGGUAUAUAAUAAUAUUAUCGGUCCAAACGAACUUUCAGUAAGGUGUGCACUUCAUUUCAUGAAAUCUGACAUUCAUCCGGCAUGGGAAGAUCCUCGUAAUGAAAAUGGUGGCGCGUGGUCUUUUCGUGUGAGCAAAGCGAAUACCGCCAUAGUAUGGAGGGAGUUACUUAUGAUGUUGAUCGGAGAACAGUUUGAAGAUUGUGUUUCAAAAGAUGAUGAUAUCUAUGGCUUAACUGUAUCUUCAAGAUAUAAUUCUGAUAUAUUUAAUAUUUGGAACAAGAAUUCUUCUGUAAAUGAAGAAGCAAAAAUAAUGGAAAAAAUAAAGGAAGCGCUGGGACCUAUUGACUUGCAAAGCCCUUAUUAUAAAGCUCAUAAGGAUCAUGCAAUGUUUCAUAAGGUUGACACUCCAACAUCUGCAACUGUUAAUGGAAAAGGUUAUUAA
Messenger RNA from Cetraspora pellucida, 792 nucleotides. Lineage: Eukaryota; Fungi; Glomeromycota; Glomeromycetes; Diversisporales; Gigasporaceae. The record is from the annotation of a GenBank genome assembly.